UGCCUUCUAUAAAUAGAGGGCUCGACAUCUCAUCCAUUACUUCGAUUCAAUUCACGUUUUUCUCAUACAAUUAAAUAUUAGACAACGAUUUCCAACUGUACUCUCGAUUGCCAUCAUAUUUAUGAUCAACGCGUUUCAUAUGGACUCCGAAAGCAUUCAAUUUGACGCUAAAGUCAACGCUUUGGAAAAACUACCCAAAGAUGAGACUUUGAAACUUAGAGAGCAACACAUCGGGGGUUCGGUUACACUGUUUUUCAAACAAAGUCCACUCAAGAUUGUGAGAGGAAAGGGACAGUAUAUGUACGAUGAAGAGGGCAACGAAUACUUGGACUGUAUCAACAAUGUGGCACAUGUGGGCCAUUGCCACCCGCAUGUCGUCAAAGCGGGUGCCGAUCAGAUGUCACUCAUAUCAACCAAUAGUCGCUUCCUUCACGACAAUCUCGUUAUGUAUGCCAAACGAUUGACCGCUUAUUUCCCGAAAGAGCUCUCUGUUUGUUAUUUCGUUAAUUCCGGAUCGGAAGCAAACGAUUUGGCCAUUCGUUUGGCGAGAGCUCACACUAACCAUAAAGAUAUAAUCUCACUCGACGGUGCAUAUCACGGACAUCUCACCACAAUUGUUGACAUAUCGUCGUAUAAAUUCAAAAAGAUUAAGGGCUCCAAACAGAAGUCAUGGGUUCAUAUUGUGCCGUUACCCUGUUCGUAUAGAGGCAAAUACACGACAGACAAACACCCGGAGACCCACAUCGGAGCCCUCUAUGCCAAAGAGGUGCAGAAUCUUAUAAACAAUGCCCACAAUUCUGGCCGAAAUAUCGCCGCCUUUAUCGCCGAAUCAAUGAUCAGUUGCGGCGGACAAGUAGUACUGCCCCACCAUUUCCUCAAGACUGCA
Molecule: messenger RNA, 886 nt
Organism: Medioppia subpectinata
Lineage: Eukaryota; Metazoa; Arthropoda; Arachnida; Sarcoptiformes; Oppiidae
Source: the annotation of a GenBank genome assembly